Messenger RNA from Durio zibethinus, 1575 nucleotides. RefSeq lists its product as uncharacterized. NCBI's taxonomy places the organism in Eukaryota, Viridiplantae, Streptophyta, Magnoliopsida, Malvales, Malvaceae. Gene Ontology annotation, biological process: negative regulation of DNA-templated transcription. The record is from RefSeq and is a predicted model, not a curated record.
UAACCCAUUUGAAAGUUAAUGAUUUUACUUCAUGUGUCAAUGCAAAGCUUCUUAGAGAGAUCAGACUGUAGCCAACGUAGAAUUUUACAAAGAGAGACGAUUUUUUUACACUGAUCACCCACCUAAUAUACAGACGUUUUCGAACACAAUGUUUCGCUAAGGAAUUUUAUGUAGCUUUCUGUGUGUAUAAACCUGAUAUCAUCACUUGGGUUUGGUCAGUUAAUUAUAUGGGAAAUUGCCGGCCCUUUGUCUGCUAUAUAAUCAUCUUAGACCCUGAAAGGUUGAGGACUCCGUAAACAUAGAAAAACCAACUUUCUGAGAGAUGGCUAAGUGUUUCAGGCUCAAAUUUUCAUGUGUUAUACCAUCUUUCCAAUUAUGUCGAUCAAAGAAACCUUCCAAGUCGCCGGAGACUCCAGUCCCGGUAACUCACAGACUUUCUCCGGUGAAUCCUAAAGCAUUGGACAUCAGCUAUCCACACCUGAACUUCCCUGUCCCGCCUCCUUCGUCACCAGACUACUCUUUUAUCAAACGCCAUUCGUCACCAAAGAUAGGAUCACUUGGCUGUGGCUGCCGAGGAAGAUCAAACAGUACUGAUCAAUACUUGUCCCCAGACGUCAGCUUUGAGUCAGCUGACUACUCCUGGAAGAAAGAAGCAACUCGGUUGCAUAUAGUGGCAAAAGUUCACAAGUCCAAGCUUCAAAGGAAAACCCAUGAAGCAUCCUUUUCUGAUGAGAGUAAUGGAGAUAUAGCAUCGAUUUUAGCAAGCAAACACAAGGUCAAUGGGAAGGAAAAGAAGAUGGAAAAAGUGAAGGCAAUGGCAACUGUUUCAUCACGUGACAGUGGAUGUUUCAGUAGCGAAUUAGGAGACGAAAAUGAAGAGACUGAAACCCUAAUCUCUACUUCAAGAAGCUUCUCGGACGAUUCAUCAUUUGAGUUGAAUCAAUCACUGGCUGAGGACUCCCACAUGGAAACCAAAAGGAACAAGAAAAAUGUAAACAGCACGAAGAAGAUGAAGAAGAUGAAGAUGCUGAGAAGCUUUGGUUCAAAGAAAUACAGAGGAUUGUCAAAAUCAAAAGUUUCAAAGACAACGACAGAAACUCUGACGUCAACAGAGAAUGAAACUCCAGGGAGUGGUUCAGUGUUGAAACGGACGAUGAUACCGCCGCCCAGGUCGGAAGGGAAGGUGAGGGAGAGCGUUGCGGUGAUGAAGAAAUCGGAGGAUCCAUAUGAGGACUUCAAGAGGUCAAUGUUGGAAAUGAUAAUGGAGAAACAGAUGUUUGAGGCCAAGGAUUUGGAGCAGCUGUUGCAGUGUUUUCUUUCUUUGAAUUCAAGGCAAUAUCACGGCAUUAUUGUGGAGGCCUUUACCGAGAUUUGGGAGGCCUUGUUCUGUGAUCACCCCAUGAAUGUCCACUGAGUAAUUAGCCAGGAAUUCCCUUCAACCCUAGUAUUAAUUUGAAGAUGGUGAGGACUUAAUUUCUUAUUUGUGCAAUAAUGAGUCAUUACCAAAUUUGCCAUUUUCGUUCUGAACAUAACACAACAUUCAGGGAAUAUUAUAUAAAUUUAUGUGUUAAACGA